CUGGAUAAGUCUGAAAAACAAUUUUAGAAGAAAUUCGAUUUUCAGUGUAUGAGUAGAUCAACAACCUAAUUAAGAGGAAUAUGUUGAUAGAAAAAUAUCUAAGCAAGUACAACUUAAUACAUCUGAUUAAAGGAUGACUUGAUAGUUUCACCCUUGUUAAACACCCCUUGUCUCUCUUAUCUAUGUGGGUGAAAAAAAAGCUCCGUCUCAAAUUAGCCGGGUUAUAUAAGUCAAAAGGUAAAACUUAAAACUUCAGGAAAGCAAAGUGAUUUUAUUUCUUGCUUAUGAGAAGUAAAUUUACUUUCGUGGAAAAGCAAAAAAACAUUUCUACUUUUACUUCUAGUCAUCAAACACCCUCUAAAAAUGGUGUACGUUCAAAAAUUCUCACAUCAUUAAAAACCAAGAGCAUGAGCUGAUAAAAAGGAAGUUUUGUAUGAGAGAGGGUCCAUUGCUUGUUCCUUAAUUCUAAAAAUCAACCCCCCAAACCAAGAAAAUUUUAGAAGAUUUUGGAUGAAAUCUGGUCGGAUCUUGCUUUCUUUGCUUUGAGAUUUUGUUGUAGACUUACAACGUGUAUUUUUCUACAAUACUAUUUCUUUUCCCUUCAUCAUUUUCCCACCUCCUCCUUAUUCUAUUUCUUCUUCCUUCCUCUUAACAACAAUAACAACCAACCACCGUUUCCAACUCCUCUGUCUCUCUUUCAUCAUUUCAUUCAAUGGGUAUGUCCGCAGAAGCCCAAUUUCAUGUUUUAGCAGUAGAUGAUAGUAUAAUUGACAGAAAACUAAUCGAAAGACUCCUCAAAACCUCAUCUUAUCAAGUUACCACUGUUGAUUCGGGUAGUAAAGCUCUUCAAUUUUUAGGAUUAGUAGAAGAUGAACAAAGAAACAUUAGCCCACCUUCUGUUUCCUCAAAUUUCCAUCAGGAAAUAGAAGUGAAUCUUAUAAUAACAGAUUACUGUAUGCCUGGAAUGACAGGUUAUGAUUUGCUAAAAAAAAUCAAGGAAUCUUCAUCUUUCAAAGACAUUCCUGUUGUAAUCAUGUCAUCUGAAAAUGUACCUUCAAGAAUUAGCAGAUGUUUAGAAGAAGGUGCAGAAGAAUUCUUUCUAAAACCAGUAAAAUUAUCUGAUGUGAAAAAGCUUAAACCAGUAUGGAAAGGAAAAUCUAAAGAGCAACAAUUACAAACAAAUCUACCACUACCGCCCCCGCCUGAAGAAGAAAAACUACAAGGAAAAGAUCUUCAAGUAGUUGAUGACACAAUUCUCAUAUUAGAGCCACAGUGUCUGACAGAGGUUCAAUCAGAAAAGGAACAAGUAUCAUCAAUAGAAAUAGAGCAAGUUAAUAAUAAUAAUAACAAGAGGAAAACAAUGGAAGAAGAGGUUUCACCUGAAAGAACUAGACCAAGAUACACUACUGGUUUAACAAUGGUGUGA
Messenger RNA from Papaver somniferum (opium poppy), 1426 nucleotides. RefSeq names its product two-component response regulator ORR9-like. Lineage: Eukaryota; Viridiplantae; Streptophyta; Magnoliopsida; Ranunculales; Papaveraceae. The record is from RefSeq and is a predicted model, not a curated record. Gene Ontology annotation, biological process: phosphorelay signal transduction system; cytokinin-activated signaling pathway. The transcript is spliced from 5 exons. Bases 713 to 1426 code for a protein of 237 amino acids.